AUGCCCACUACCCUCGCCGAUGUCCCCUACGACGUGGGACGCCACAUUUUCGCCAAGCUUGACGUGCCGUCAGUGUGUCGCCUUUAUAUCGCCUAUAAGCCGCUUGCCUAUGCUAAAGAGAUUGCCGACUACCUCAGUAAGUGUACGGUGAAGGUGUCGCCAGAAACCGUCAUUACUGCUGAUACCACCAAGAUCGAAUUUGCUGAGCUAGCUCAACUUCCCCCGAUGGAUAUUGUAGUGGAAUCUUCCGAGCCUUACUUGGAUAUCACUCUCUGGUGGUUACGAAAAAUACCAUUCAAACUGAUUGAAUUGUCGAUCUACGAACGCUAUCGCUAUAAGGGUCCGAUGACGGACCAGCCUGAUCUCACUUUCUUGGGUGCGGCGUUGACGAAAUUGAAGCUCAUUAAUUUUGUUGUUCAGGCGAAAAAGAUACCUACCGCCAUCAAGGAAAUUUCGUUGGUAGGGUGCUCCUUCAAGGAGACCCUUGAUCUUUGCCGCCAUACCGCCCUCUCUCGCUACCAUUGCCUAGGAUGCCAACACUCGGCUGUAAAGGUGAAAUUACCUUCCCUGAUCACAAUCCUUGACCAGUGUGACCAUGAGGGACAGCUUACAGAUGCAUCACGCUUACCAAACUUAAAACAUUUCGUGGGUAGGAGGGUCACCAACGUACCAUGGUCACAGCUUGAGGUGGUCAGAGCUAAUAACAUUCCUCGAAAUGAGACAUUAGCCCAGGUGAAGGAGUAUACGAGCUCUAGAUGGGUGACAUUACAUCGCCAGUGUCCCAAGUUAGAGCGGGCCAUAUUGUACGCAGAUCUAUUUCCAGAUGUUUCCCUGAUCUUCACCGAUCACCAGCAAGCUCAAUUGACCCACUUGAAAGCAGGGGCGCUUCAUCUCCGCGAUUUGAGCUUGUUCCAAAAUUUGAAAGCGUUGAACUGUGAAUUCAAUGACACCCUCACUGAAGAUUAUCCCUUACCACCAAAAUUGGUGGAACUCAUGGUGCGGAAAUGCCCGCUGGUCAAGGGCAUCCCUCCUCUGGUCGAAAAAUUCGUUUAUAUCGCCUCCCCACCUUAUGAGGCUGGGGAUCGGGUUUUCGUCGCUGAAUCAACUACACUCAAAUUAUUGCAAGUUGUGAGGGCAUCAAAAGUCACGAUUGACUGUCCUCAACUCACCUCCUUAUUUUUGGAAGAUAUGAUGAUUGAUCAUCCUGUUAGCGUCUAUGCCCCUAAGUUAGUGAGGUUGGUAUACGAAGGUGAACAACCAUUCCCCCUCGAGAAUGAUUUCCCAAACCUUGAAUAUCUCGUGCUAGAAAGGCUGCAACAAGAUGUAGUUUUGAAAAACCACUUGAAAUCCAUUGAGUUAAACCGGAUGAACCCAGAAAAGUUAUCAAUCUCAGCGGAUUAUGUGUCCUUGGAGAGGAUCGUAGUUCCUUAUGGGGCAAAUAUCAAUGCCACGGAGCUCAAGACUGACACAUCGCUUAGUCGCGUUCGUGAUUUGAGUUGUCGAGACUUGACAUGUCCAUGUAUCGACCGUCCUCCUUCCAUGGUUGAAAAAUUGACUUGCAGCUUCGCCAUCGGCAAAAAGAGACCACAUGGUGGGUAUUCUAUUGCCCCAGAUAUUCGCCAUUGUGAAAAUCUUCGAUACCUAUCAAUUAAAGGAGGAUCACGCCUUCUCCAAACAUUGCGGUGCCCCCCAUCACUAAGACAACUCAUCGUGAAAACGGGUGUAGACUUCGAGAUGUUGCAUAUUGAGACCACAAACCCGCUUGAAUACUUUGAGUGUGAUUAUAAGGACACUAUAUCAGAGGAGUCUUUCACGUUCAAUCAGAAACCCGCUUCGAUUAACUUCAGCGUAACGGAGGAGCCUUGA
Diutina rugosa is the source of this 1866-nucleotide messenger RNA. RefSeq lists its product as uncharacterized. The record is from RefSeq and is a predicted model, not a curated record. The coding region runs from base 1 to 1866 and encodes 621 amino acids. The transcript has a single exon. Lineage: Eukaryota; Fungi; Ascomycota; Pichiomycetes; Serinales; Debaryomycetaceae.